Pleuronectes platessa (European plaice) is the source of this 2220-nucleotide messenger RNA. RefSeq names its product thiamin pyrophosphokinase 1 (gene tpk1). NCBI's taxonomy places the organism in Eukaryota, Metazoa, Chordata, Actinopteri, Pleuronectiformes, Pleuronectidae. Gene Ontology annotation, molecular function: thiamine binding; ATP binding; thiamine diphosphokinase activity. The record is from RefSeq and is a predicted model, not a curated record. Bases 321 to 1079 code for a protein of 252 amino acids. Gene Ontology annotation, biological process: thiamine diphosphate biosynthetic process; thiamine metabolic process. The transcript is spliced from 9 exons.
CGACUGUUUACAUCUGCACGUGGCGGAAGCGGUUUUACUGUGUCAACUUUUUCCUGAAUAUUUACAUAAUACAGCGAUGACAGCUUGAAAGAGCGUGAAAGAGUGAAGUCGCUUGUUGGGGGUGAAUCUGCGGAGGGGUGUGCGGCUUGUUUUGUGUCAGAUUAAUACGGAUUCUACCGGUGAACGACGUGAAGCGGUGCGGUCCAUUCGCACACAGCGGCGGUGAAGGGUGGUCACAGCGGGGAGAAGCUGAAUGAAGAGCCGGGUCAACAUUUUUCCUGGAAUAAGAAUAAAAGAACCAGCUGCUGUGGAUCCUUGCCAUGGAUAAAGAGUUGACACCUUUGGACUGCCUGCUGCCCUCUGGCACGCUGAAGAUCUGUCUGAUCAUCCUCAACCAGCCUCUGGAUGUGAGCCACCUGCACAUCCUGUGGAGUAAAGCUCUCUUGAGGGCAUGUGCUGAUGGAGCUGCCAAUCACCUUUAUAACAUCACCGCUGGAGAACGUGGCAGCUUCCUCCCCGACUAUAUCAGUGGGGAUUUUGAUUCCAUUACUGCCAAGGUCAAAGCUUUCUAUGCGGACAAGGGUUGCAAGCUGAUAGAAACAGCCAACCAGGAUCUAACAGACUUCACCAAGUGUCUGGCAAUCAUGCUGGAGGAGAUUCAGACAAGACGGUUACAGGUGGAUGCUAUAGUGACCCUGGGCGGUCUGGCGGGCAGAUUUGACCAGACCAUGGCAUCUGUCGAGACGCUCCACCACGCUCUGUCCAUGACACAGCUGCCCGUGUUGAUCAUACAGGGGACGAGCCUGGCACAUCUACUCCGACCUGGCAGCCACCGACUUGGAAUGAACACAGGUCUGGAGGGGGACUGGUGCAGCCUCAUCCCAGUGGGGGGGCCGUGCCAAACAAUCACCACCGGGCUCAAAUGGAACCUGAACAACCAGGUCCUGCAGUUUGGGAAGCUGGUGAGCACAUCCAACACCUACGAGCCCGUCCCCCCUGGAAACCCCAGGAAGCCUGUCACUGUGACCACAGACCAGCCUCUACUGUGGAGCAUGGGCAUCCAGACAAAUAGAGAGUAGCACAGAAAAGGUUUGCUUUCUCAGUUAGUGUUUGACCAAUCAGAACAUAACACAGGGAAUUCCGCAUCUCUGCUACAAUUCAGUCACUGGUUUUCUAUAUUUUGAAAAUUUGAAGUACAAAAAGAAAAUCAUGACAGAUAUCUCACUGAAGUGCUUUUGCAUGACUUGGCCCACAAGUAAUUCAAAACAGAACCAAAAUGUCCCAGACAAUGCUCUUCUGCUAGAUCAUUGUUUUUUUCAGUGAUGGGAUGAAUUCAAAAUGUAUCAGAGUAGUUUUGUCUCUGCAGUUGAAAAUGAACCUCAUACAGCUGGUCCAUUUCAAGUACUGAGUACUGAGAUGACAGCAUAUUGUAGAAACAUGUGCAGGAUUCCACUUCAACAUGUGCCUUCUGUAUCAUCCUUUUUCACUGAUUAAAAAGUAUUUCCACCUUUCUUCUUCAGGUUAAAAAAAAAUCUAGACUAUAAUGUAGCGAUGGCAAAAUGCUGUUUGCACAGACGGGACAAAUCAAAGUGUGGGUUUUCAUUUGUUUUAUUUACACAGCAAAUACAAAUGUUGUGCACAGAACGUAAAAAUUGCCAUCCCCCUUCAGUCCCGAUCACGUCAGCCCCAUAUCACUUUACAGCACCGUCACCCGUCCCCAGGUAUUGAAAAACGAUUUUCUCUGUCCAGAUUUAACCGCCACUGGAAGAAAGAAAGAAAGUGUUGUUAGGGACAAGAAAUCAAAAUGUGGCCGAUACUUUUUUUUAACAGUAAUAUUCACAUUUUUUUAAUGACCCAGCUUUCGCAUUAAAAUCACCAUUGAUGAACCACUCAUGCCAAUCUCCUUCGAUAGGGACAAUCCGACUCCUCAAGGUCAGAAUAGUGUAUAUUCUGACACCCUUUACAAUAGAUUAAUUGUAUUUGAAUGCUUUAAAUCUUUUACGCAUAAAAUACUAAAUAUUUUCUGUAAUAUUCGUCAGCUGUAUAAAUUGUGAUGUGAAAUGAACACCAGGUACCCGGAUGAGAUGCUGCUAUUCUACCACUUGUAACAAAAUGAACUGUCUUAUGCAAGAGAGAAUAACUCAUUUGUUUUGUUAUUAAUCGUAUACCUUAAUAAAUAAAUGUGCAAGUUCUACUGACAUUUUAGUGGAAAGUCCUCAA